Molecule: messenger RNA, 1301 nt
Organism: [Candida] anglica
Lineage: Eukaryota; Fungi; Ascomycota; Pichiomycetes; Serinales; Debaryomycetaceae
Source: the annotation of a GenBank genome assembly
CCAUCAUCCAUUAGAUCGUUGUGUGCAUAGAUAUGGCUAGUGCGUUAUCGCGGAAGAGACUGGUGGUCAUCACGUUGGUGGUGCUAGUGUUUCUCUUUGUGGUGACCAAACUCUCCACCUCAAAGGGAUCAACCAAGAACUUGCAAGACGUGUUGACGUCAAUUCCUAAUGAGAAUCUUUUACUGAGUGCAUUACUUCUGUCACAAAGUAAAGAGGAUGAGUUUUUACUCAAAUUGGAGAAGAUUCAUAAGAAACUUCUUGCCAAACAAGAUGAAAGAUUGGUAAUGUUGGAGAAACAAAAUGUAUUAUUAGUUAAAGAAUUAAAUAGUCUCAAGAGACCUCCAGCAGAUUCAUCACUUAGAGAUAAAUUAGUCCAUUUAUACCCAUAUGACCGUUCAGUCAAAUUCCCCGCCUAUAUAUGGCAAACUUGGAAACAUGGAUUAAACGAUGAAAGGUUUGAAGAGAAAUUUAGACAGGGAGAAACUGAAUGGGCUUGGAAGAAUCCUGGAUUUGUUCAUGAAUUAUUUAAUGAUGAUACUGCCAAUGCCAUGAUUCAUCAUCUUUAUGUAUCUAUUCCAGAGGUUGUUAGAGCAUAUGAUCUUCUUCCUGAAGUCAUUUUAAAAAUGGAUUUCUUUAGAUAUUUAAUUUUAUUUGCACGUGGUGGGGUUUAUGCAGACAUUGAUACUGUACCAUUACAACCUAUUCCUAAUUGGAUUCCAGAAAAUGUGGCACCAAAGGAAUUGGGGAUGAUUGUUAGUAUCGAUGUAGACUCUACAGCAUCCAAUUGGAAAGAUCUUCAUUGGAGAAGACUUCAAUUUGGACAAUUUAUCCUUCAAACUAAACCUGGUCAUCCAAUAUUAAGAGAAAUUAUUGCACAAAUUACUGAAUAUACUUUACAAAAGAAAGAUUCUCAACAACUUAAACUUGAAGGAUCUCCACAACAGAAAAGUUUAGAACUUCAAAAAUGGACUGGUAGUGGACGUUGGACUGAUGUAAUCUUGACAUAUUUCAAUGAUUAUAUGCAAAGUUCCAUUUAUUCUAAAAUCACUUGGAAAGAAUUCCAUAAACUUGAAAUGCCAAAAUUGGUUAGUGAUGUUUUGGUAUUGCCAGUUUCUUCAUUUGCAAGUGAACUUGCCAUUCCAAAAGAUGGUAAAAUUGAGGAUCCAUUGGCAUUUGCAAAGCAUUAUGCAGGGAAGAUUUGGAAAACUACAUAAAUAAGUAAUAAGGAAGUUGUAUAGAAGAAUAUAUACUUCAGGUUCCUGAAGUUCUAGACAGAAAUUUUGAAAAUGAAAUUAACAAGC